AUGUUGGUCAACGUGCGCCACGUGUUGGCCGCGGCCGUAUUAAUCCCCGCCAUCAUUUUAUCCGCCGAUGCCCCCUACUACCUACAAGAUACGCCUACCAAGGAUGUUUUACUUCGGGCGUAUGCGGUGGCAACGGUUGGGAUGAUGAGGCACUGCGUGAAGGUGCUAGAGUACAUUGAGAGACGCAGUCACAUUAGGUUCGAUUCCGAUGAGGCUAAUGAUGCCAAAUUAAUGUUCGACAAAGCCACGGAUGCGGCACAUCAGGUGGCUUACCUAUUUGGUGUAAGCAAGGAUGACCUGGAUACCAGUAAGAAUAAAGUAUCAGACAUGGAGGUGGUCCUCAAGGAAAAGAAGGUGCCACAAGACUUAGACUUCGCGGAUAUCUUCAAGCGAGUGCAAUUUGUUCUAGAGAGGUGUACUAUGUUCGGCCAGUUUGUAGCUAAGGUUAUGCGAGAGAAGUCUAAAAGCAAACAUUUCGAAAUCGAUUUCGGGGAUAUUGAUGAUAAAAUAACCAUUGAAUUCCCCAAAAUUUGGAUCGGACCGCUGCAUAUGGUAUACAAAAGCAUGAAUAUAAACAGUAGUUCAAUCGAACCGGGGCAGAUUCUUGGAACCAGGUUGCAACUCUGGGGAGCUCGCGAAUUUGGCACAACUGCGGCCUCAGUCGAUAGGUUGGACGAACAUAUUACCUGGUACUAUCCACAACUCUUCAAUAAAUGCGCAAACGACCUCAUUGUAUCAAUGUGGAAUGCAAUAGUGGAAAACUCAGAUGAAGAAAACCGCACAAUAAUCGCGGCGCUCAACAAGCUCGCCAAUAUGAAUGAAGCUUUCCGCAUAGAUGCGAAAUAG
Molecule: messenger RNA, 846 nt
Organism: Babesia ovata
Lineage: Eukaryota; Apicomplexa; Aconoidasida; Piroplasmida; Babesiidae
Product: Sel1 repeat containing protein, putative
Exons: 1
Coding region: 1-846 (281 amino acids)
Source: RefSeq, a predicted model, not a curated record